AUGCCUAUCAUCACUGUCAUCAUCAGGGAACAGAUCGACGACAGGAUCCGGCUUCUCAGCCCUUUGAUGCUCGCCGCUAACGCCGCCUACACUGCUACCAUCCUCGCUGAUGUCCUGGUCAUAUUUGCUGACAGAGUUCAUGAACUCCAGAUGUUUCUUCUCCUCUUCCAGCUGGGCAACAGCUUGUUCGCUGGACUGCAGCCGUUGUUGAGUCGAUGCCAAACAAUAUGGUUCGACCUUCUUCAGAUAUUUGGCAAUUAUUUGAUAUUGAAAAAACAGAUAAAAAAUCCAAGGCUGUCUGAACUGAGUAAAAAAUAA
This is a messenger RNA of Acanthoscelides obtectus, 318 nucleotides long. The record is from the annotation of a GenBank genome assembly. Lineage: Eukaryota; Metazoa; Arthropoda; Insecta; Coleoptera; Chrysomelidae.